Messenger RNA from Annulohypoxylon truncatum, 1080 nucleotides. RefSeq lists its product as uncharacterized. The record is from RefSeq and is a predicted model, not a curated record. The transcript has a single exon. The coding region runs from base 1 to 1080 and encodes 359 amino acids. NCBI's taxonomy places the organism in Eukaryota, Fungi, Ascomycota, Sordariomycetes, Xylariales, Hypoxylaceae.
AUGGCACUUACAACAUUUCACCUCUUUUCUCGACUGCCGCCGGAGCUUCGAGCCAUGAUAUGGGAUGCAGCAGUCCGCCCCAAUCUCCCAUCGGCUCACUUCUUCACUGCCUGGAAUGGGGAGGAAAACCGACCUUAUACUACAGAUUAUUCCACUCUGGCUAAUCACUCGGUAGCUGGGCGCGGACAUACACCCGGUGUCCCAUGUGGCCUAGCUGCUCCGUGCCGUAACGGACAAGAGCCCGAUACUCCUUCAUGGUUUUACAAUAACCCUUCGGCCUACAUUAUAGACAGCGGACUAUGGACGGCCUGCCGGGAGUCUCGACGAGCGAUGAUAAAACGCUUUGGAAACCAUAAGGUGACUUAUCGGAAGGAAACAAGAGCUCAAAUGGCGGUUGAACCGCCCCCAGAGUUCAACGAUGCACCUGCGACCGGGACGAUGAUACAAGACGGCAAAAGGCAGUACUUUACUGUCUGUCCCAAGACGGAUCUAUUCUGUUUGCAGCCGUUUAACAAAAAUUUCCCUCUAAUCUGGUGGGAGUUCGAGAGCGAUGUGCCAAUAUUCAACAUACGCGGUUCUCCUCGAGUUCAUAUCGCUCUGGAGUUCGAUCCCCAUUGGACAGACCGACUGGGUGAAUUCCGAAGUAUGCCGGCAGGGUACGAGAUAGAGCUCCAUGGCCAAAGUCGGAAUGAGCUUAGAUGUGUGCUCUGGGCCGCCGCGUUCCAGCAAUCUGGUUAUAAUUGGGCUAAGAAACUAUGGUUCAUCGACUACCGAAUCUCUUGGAACCAUAAUUUCGGGCCAUUGAAUUACGAUGGCGAUCAUCGCAUGGUGUUUUAUGGCAGAGGCUGCAAGUUCAUCGAAGUAAAUGAAAACAGUCCGGGUUGGGUUAUGGGUCAUGAGAGACCAGAUGAAUCGAUACAUAAUUUUCUAAGAGUACUAAGAGAUUUGCUCAGAAUUCAAGCGAUACACUAUAUGACUAGCGCAUGGUUAGCCGUACAAUCCGGCCGCCCAGCGAACUAUGGCUUUCCAUACUCGCAAUCACCUAAAAUUGGUAUUUUAGCAUGCAUUGAAGGUGAUUAG